Molecule: messenger RNA, 5264 nt
Organism: Aedes albopictus (Asian tiger mosquito)
Lineage: Eukaryota; Metazoa; Arthropoda; Insecta; Diptera; Culicidae
Product: A-kinase anchor protein 1, mitochondrial-like
Molecular function (GO): RNA binding
Source: RefSeq, a predicted model, not a curated record
AACGUAAUAUUUAUUAAUCAAGAGUUGGCUGCCCGCCAGCUGGCAGUGUGGGAGGAAUAGACAGACGCACUGUGUUCUUCGAAGGAAACCUCAAUGGCUGAUUAUUGGAUAAGUAGUAAACAAUGAAUAAAUCGUUUAAUCAUAACUAAAAUCUUGAUGAAAAGCUUUCACAACGGAAAAAAGUUAAGCAUUAGUAUGUGACGUUGAAGUUAUUAUGCAAUUGCAUACAGAAAAACAAAGAAACCGAACAACUACAAUAACCUUUUAGAUGCUUAUGGUUACAGUUGCAUAUAGCGCUGGCAGAUGGGAGUAGUAGAAUUCCCCUCAAGAUACGAACGAAUCAUUUUAUACAUCCACAUAAUGAAGGAAUAUGAGAAAGGCAAAAAGGUUUUGAAAUGUAUAAAAUAACACACAUAGACAGAGAAAAAAUACACAGAGCAAUCUUAUUACAGCAAGACGUUUUGAAAAGCAAAGUUUCAAACUAGCAUAUAGGUUUUAAGAGAAAAUGUACUGAUUUGUUAGGAUUAAAUCAUAUGAUAAUUCUUAAUUUUACGUUUUCAUCGAUUUUCCUUUCGUAGUCAAAACUAUAUGCAGGUUCAUGUUUUCAAUAACUGACAUUUUUUUUACCUGUUUGAGGUUGUGUAGAUUAAUUGAUUUCCUUCUCUUGAAAAUGCUAUGUGAACUCAGGCAAUAUGUUUUUACAUCUUCAAUACUCGUCCUCAUCGAUAGGCACAGACAAACACUAAAACAGACAGGUUACGCCUUCUUUCUGCUCUUGAAAUGGCAUUCGUUUAUUGUUAUUUUCUUUUAUUUUGGGAAUUACAAUAAAAAUGUGUAUGUAAAUAGAUAACUAUUUCUAGUAUAAGCUCUUAGGAAGGUUUUUCAAAAUCGCAAUAGAAUACAAGGUAAAUUGUGGAACCAGUUUGAUGUGCAGACCGCUGGCAUAAAAACAAUCAUUCAAAUGAAACUAUUUUAAUUCGUUUCGUUGUAUCAUAAUUUACAGUUAAAUUGUAACGAUAAGAUAUUCCUGUGAUUAUUACAUACAAAGAAUGAGGAAAAAUGUUGGGAAACAUCAAUUCAUCCAGAACGGAUACAUUAUUUGAACAAAAAAAAACAAUAUUAAACCACAAACAGUGUUUGUUGCGUUUUGCACGUAUAUUCCGAUCCUUGCAUUAAAGGUGUCUGCUUAGUUUGAUUGUACAGAUUUCUUGAAAACGAACACCAAUAGGAUUUGUGAGAUAGUUUAGCAAACAAAUGAUAAGUCUUUUUUUAGAGCGUUUUUCCUAUGUACUAUUACAACAAAUGAAUCUGUUUUUAGAAUGAUGUGCACUGAGACUACACAGACAAUUUUGAUGUAAACGUCUUCACCUGGUUUUACUAACGAUUUAUUUUCGGAAGAUUUAGCAAAGCUCAGUGACUACCAAGAGAAAGGCAAGGUUAAAUGGUGCAAAACUAACGUGUGCAGGAUAUACACAUGCUAUCAAGGUAGUCGAUUGAAAAUGCCUAUUGUUUACUUCAUUGUCGUCAGUCAGUUCCUCAAGAGUAGAAAAGAAAGAAAAAAUAGUAAGAUAAAAUCAAAUGCAAAUUAGAAAACAAAAACAAACUAUACAACUGUACAAUUGCGAAAUGUGCUGUUAAAUUUGGAUGUAAGUAAUAGGUAGCAUGUUUUAGAAAUUCGGUCAACACCCAGUGUAAAUGAACAAAGCUGUAAUAGGUACCACAACAUCAAACUAUUUAGUUCUAUUCUGGACAAAAACGUGCAGCUUCUUGUGCUAGUUUCCUUACAUUUUUCAUUUCCAAUAUAACUGGAUUGGAUUUAUCAAUACGUUUUCUGUAAUAAUUUAUUUCACAUGUAUUGUUGGUAUAUAUCAUCAAUGAAAGUUAUGACAAAUACAUUGACGCGAAAUAAUAACGAUAUCAUAUUUCCCGUAAUGCCAUUUUCCGGAGUGUAUUGUUCCCAAAGAGCUGUCAUAAAGGUCUAAUUGCGUUUCGGGAAAUGUAAUACCAUCUAAUAAUUCCUAUAAUGCGUGGGUAGAUUACUGCCGCCACCCGCAUAACAGUCCCAUCUUUGCUGGGUUUCCUAGUCAUAUAGGACUGAUUUUCGAGUGCGGACAGAUUACCUGAUGUGCAUUGCAAACUAUGCAGAACCAAGUUCAAUCGAUCAAAAAUUAUUCAACUGCCUUUGAUUUAGCUGAAUUCGGUUUACUAAUUGUGUUAUCUAAGGUGAAAUAUGAUCUCAUCCGUUACGUAUAGAGCGAUUGUGCUUUCCUUUAAUCUCUCUUUUAUCAUUUGCACCCAUUUCGACUCGGCCUAAAUUCAGAAUUUCGUACACGACUUCGCAGCGGCAUUUCACAGCAUAAUAUGCCACGAAAAAUGUAUGCAUGAUUUGAAAAUAGGGUGACUUUGGGUAUUAUCGGUAGGUUUGAUCUCUUCGCAUGAGGGGUUUUUGUCGGCCAAAUUGCUUGAAACUUGGUCGUAUAAUUCAGCUCGGAUGGAAAAGAUUUGAGAGCAACUUUGAGUUCAAUAUAUUUCAAAACGCCCCCCACGACGAAGAGAACAAGAACAAAACGGCCAAAAAUACGUAAGUUCCCCUUUUUGGAGUUAGAGUACAAAUGGUAGGCGUUAUCAAAAACAAAUAUUUCAAGUCAUUGUUGCAGGGUCGUAUAGCCGAAGCAGGAAAUGUACGGGUAUUCAGCAAGACCGUGCUGAGGGGGACUGGUUAGAUUCCCGGUCGAUUCAAGAACUUUUCGUAACGACAAUUUUCUAGACUUGGGCUGAUUCUAUGAAUGAUUCGAGCUGCGUCACACCAAGCCAUUCGUAGAAUGAGCACAACUUUAUUCGUUCAUGCCACACGUUUUUUUUCCCUUGUUGGGUAUAUAAGUCACUGCGACUAGUUUUUAGAUCUAUUGUGACAAUGUCACACGGUAAAUACAUGUAAACAGCCAUUGACACAGGAUGUUCUCAGUUAACAACUUUGGACUUACUCAGCUAUUGAAAUGUCGUAAAUUUUAAGAAAUCUAAAAAAACUAAUUUCAAAGAAUGAAAAAUUGUUUGAUUACUAGGGGAACUUUCGUAUUUUCGGCAGUAUUGUUCUCUUCGUUUUUUAUGAAACCUUUAGGUCUCAGAGUUGGGCACAAAUCCUUCCCAACCAAGCUGAGUUAUAUGCCUAAAUUUCAAACAAUUUGGCCCACAAAUACCCCCCAUGACGAAGAAAACAAACCUGCCGAUAAUAUCCUUGGUCAUCCUAUAUACUUUUGCGUACCCUUGAUAAACCUAAGAUGGGCUGUACUUCUGAACUCUUGUGAUCCUAGAGAUAAGUUUUUCAAUGAGUUAUGCGACCUCAAGCUGGGAAACCAUUAGGAACGAAAAAAAAACAAGUAGCAAAGAAAAUAAGGAAUAAUAUUAUCAUUAUUCAGUCAGCAGUUUUUUAUAAAGCUGCAUUCAGGUAACUGACAUCUUAGAAAAACAACGAGAACCGAUGAAAGCAACGUUCUCGUCUAAGGUACACCGGGGCAAGUUGAAACGGGUGGGGCAAGAUGAAACACGAAGUUUCGAAAUAGAUUUCAAUACAAUUUGAAAAUUUAUCCUUCGCUAAAAGAUUGUUUGAAUCAAAAACUAUGUGUUAUGGCGAUCAAACUGUUUAUCAUCAUUAGAAAACAUCAUGUUAACUCGCUGUUUCAUCUUGCCCCACCCGUUUCAACUUGCCCCGGUGUACCUUAUUUAUUAUUUCACCACAUUUGGCAAAAUAUCGUUUGGCAUAAUAUAAUUUAGCAUAACGCCACUUGGUAUUAUGACCUGAAAAGAAGUGUGAAGUAAAAAAAAAAACUGUUGAUCCAAUAUAUUAUGCAUUGCAAGAAAAAAUAUCGUGCGAAGUAGUACAAAUACGUUAACCCCUUCCCGCUCACGACUUAUUUUAAACUUUUGUAUGCUAAAAAAUGCUAUGAACAAAAAGUGCUCGAACAAAAGUUAUUAGGGAUCACUUAAAUUUAUCGAAAUCGUAAAAAAAAAGUUUUUAAAUGUUUAUGAAUAGUCAUUGAUUGUUUAUCAAUAGUUUCACUAUUGAACCAAUAAUUAGAGUGUACAAAUACUCUAAUAAGCUUAUAACUUCUUCCCAAACGCUUUUAUAACAUAUUGAAGUGAACUGGUUUAGGUCGGAUUCGCCAAAAAGUGAUGGUGCUCUACAGACACCAUGAGCGUUGAAGGGUUAAUAGAUAUGCGCAGUUGCAUUUAAUUGUUUUGUUGUCUUCUGUGCGGUCAAUCUGAUUUCCGCACUUAAUGUAGAAGACACCAACUGUCGACAAUCUUUGAGCGAUUUUGAACAUUUUUGCGCGAUAAUCUACGGCGAAACGUGCAAUAAAUAUGUGCGGAAUUCACCGCGCAGAAGACACCGAAACAAUUAAACCGCACAUAUCUAUUAGCAUUUUUGUACAACUUUGCGCGAUAUAUUUUCUUGCAAUGCAUAAUAUCAAAUCAAACUGUCAUCAUCUCCUAUCUAAACGAGAUCGACGGUCCAAUUACCAACAUAAAUAUAUCGCAUUUAGUUCACAACAGGACUAUCACAGAUGUUUUCACAAGUGCGAAAACGCAAAUAAAAGUGCGCGAUUGCACCAAAUCAACUUGAUACCUUCAGAGCACUUAUUCAACGUAGUUUGAAGAAAUAGUGCGCUGAAUACACCAACGUGAUUUGUUGCAAUCGCGCACUUUUAUUCAGGUUAUCGCACUUAUGCAAACAAAGUGCGCAGUGGUGAACUAAAUGCGCUGUAUGAAGUCAUAUACACAGACUAAAAUCGCAGCAUUAUACAGAUGUAUUUUUAAUUUUUGUUUUGUAGUAAGCAUAAUGCUAUUUCCUUUAAGAUAAACUCAUUUGACAUAAACCAAGUACAAGAAACUAUUUGUGAAUAAUGGCCAAAGCAAAUUUUCUAGUAGUGUUUACAGUACAGCAUGCAUUUUGCAAAAAAGCCAAACGUCAACCAGUGAAAAAUCACGAGACGAAGGUGUACAACGCGUGCUUCGGAUUGAUCAUAUUCCACCUCAGAAAUCACAGUAAAGAACGACAUAUUUUUACCAAGACCUUCAGGAAAAUGAGCAUUUUUAGAAAAAGCAACAUUGCUGGUAUAUUUUUCUGAUAACAAAAUCAGACGAUGGUUUUUGAUAGUUUACACCCGCGCUUUCAAUUUUUCGAAUCAAUGUUAAGAUGGUUUUGGAAAACCUGUGUUAUGUAAAUACAAAUGAAAUAUACAUAUAAACCAAUUUAUUUGACUAAA